Messenger RNA from Anastrepha obliqua, 450 nucleotides. RefSeq lists its product as uncharacterized. Gene Ontology annotation, biological process: DNA transposition; DNA integration. Bases 1 to 450 code for a protein of 149 amino acids. Gene Ontology annotation, molecular function: DNA binding. The record is from RefSeq and is a predicted model, not a curated record. The transcript has a single exon. NCBI's taxonomy places the organism in Eukaryota, Metazoa, Arthropoda, Insecta, Diptera, Tephritidae.
AUGGGUCGUAAUAGCCACUGCACCGAAGUAGAGCGUCAAUUGGUGAAGAAACUUCGUGCGGAAGGGAAAACGUAUCGCUACAUUGCCAAUACAUUGGGACGGUCGGAAAACUUUGUUGCGAACUCUUUAAAAAAGAAGUGUGAGAAAGAAAAUCGUGGACGGCCAAGAUUGACGUGCCCGGCAGAGGAACGCCGUGUAGUUCUUAUGGCCAAAAAGGAUCCUUUUGUGUCUUCGCGACAAAUUGCAGCAGAAAUGGGAUUGAAUAUAAGCUCGCGGGCAAUACGACGACGCUUAGUGGACGCUAAUCUACCAGGACGAAAAGCUAGAAGAGUUCCACUUCUACGGAAGGUGCACAUACAGAGAAGAAAAGCAUUUGCUAAUGAGCACAGAGAUUGGUGUGGUCCUACUGGAGCAAAAAGUGGCGAAAUAUUUUAUUUAGUGACUAAGUAA